CUGCUAACGUGGUGAUAAGCGGUUGUUUGCCUGUGCUCUGGAGCAAGCGUGGUUUAUCUCUUCCUUGUUCCAGACCCGGAGAGAAGAAGCCUGUCGAUUCCGCUGCCGUGGGACCACCAGAUGCCCUGCAGUAACCUGUCCCUGCACAGAAGGACCUUCCUGCCUUAGCCAGCCCAUCCUGCCAAGCACCCUGCUAGCGAUGGCCUCAGCACCCCAGUGAGAACAGCAACACCAGGACCGAGUCCCCCCCAACAGCACCACAUCCAUUGGGAGAGCCAUGGAGGCCCCUCCGGAUGUUCCUGUAGGGAAUCUCAUUGACUUUGACACCGAAACCCCCACCUGCAUCCCUUCGGAGCCAUCAGCCACCAAUGGCAACGGGCACCUGGGGGACACAGGGGAUGUGGCCGGGGAGGAGAGCGAUGCCACUGAGUCUGCAGACAGUGAGAAUGACAUGGGUGACUCCCCCCAGCACUGGGGCAGGUACCACCGCUCCUCAUCCAACGAGUCCUUCUCCUCCAGCCAGAGCACGGAGUCGGCUCGGGAUGAGGACAUGGCUGAGCGCAGGGAGUUCAUGCGGCACUAUGUGGAGAAGAUCUUCACCGGGGGAGAGGAUCUGGACCAGGAAGAGAAGGCCAGGUUUGGUGAGCUCUGCAGCAGCGAGAAUGGGAAGGGCAGGGAGUGGUUUGCAAGAUACGUGAGUGCUCAGCGCUGCAACUCCAAGUGCGUCUCAGAACAGACCUUCUACCGCCUGAUGCAGUCCUUUGCCCUCGUGCUGUUUGAGUGUCACCAGAUGGAUGACUUCAGCCCUGCCAAGAACCUCAUGACCAUGUGUUUCACCUACUACUACGUGGGCAAGACCCACACUCUGCCCUUGGAGGCCAAGGAGAAGCCCAUGGGCAGCAUUGACUCGUACCUGAAGUCAGCAAACAGCUGGUUGGCAGAGAAGAAGGACGUCGCAGAGCGGCUGCUGAAAACCACAUCUGCCAAGACAGAGAAUGUCAAGGGCUUCUUUGGGGGCCUGGAGACCAAACUGAAGGGUCCUACCAGCAAAAAGAGCGAGGAAGGGGAGGACAAACCAAAGGAGAAGCUGAAGAAGACGGUUUCCAUGCAGAGCCCAGAGGAGGAGAAGAAAGGAGAGAAGAUCUACCUGUACAUGCACCUCAAGCAGCAGCCCAUCUGGCACAACCUGCGGUUUUGGAAUGCUGCCUUCUUUGACGCUGUGCACUGCGAGCGCAGGAAGCGGUCCCCAACCACCAGGGAGAAGUGGUGCCACAUGACACAGGAGGAGCGUGAUGACAGCCUCCGCUUUAAUGAGAACAUCACCUUCGGGCAGCUGGGCACCUUCAUCCACAACAUGCUGGCGUUUGGCCUGAACAAGAAGCUCUGCAGCGACUUCCUGAAGAAGCAGGCGACCAUUGGCAACUUGGAUGAAGAGCAAUUCAAGCUGCUCAGUGACCACAUUGAGCAGAUGGCUACCGAAUAGCUGCCUGGCCAUCGUGCUGUGGUUGGAGCAGGCGGAAUGGGGAGAGAAACCCACCAUUGGGGAUAUACCUGAAACUGAAGCUGUGCUGCUUUGAGAAUCACACACACAAGCUGCAAUAAAACCUGCAUGAUCAUCCAACAACCCUUAGCGCUGCACCAAGGCAGCACGUAGAAAUAGGAGAUAAACAGCCCCCUGCCCCUUGUCAGAACCCCUCGCAUCUGUUUUCAGAGUAGACAGCCCCAAAAGUGUAUUUUGUGAGUAAAAAAAGCAAAACCAAACCCAAACAAAUGCAAAGAGAGAGUGACUACUGCAGGCUCCAGGUGUGUUUGCGAGAGCUGGAUUGAGGGUCUCCAUCCAUGGAGCUCAUCCAUCCAUCCUCCAUGGAAUGCUGCCUGUGGUCUGGGGUGUUCCAUGGCACAACAGCAGCAAACGUGUUCACAGCUCGGUGCUUUCCCAAGGCUGCUGUGGAUGGUGGUAAAUCCAAAGGAAUCCAAGGUUGUGACCCUCCUGUUGCCUUUCCCCCCCUGGCAUCUGCAUGGAGGCUGGAGCUGGACCAGGGCUAUGGGAGGUGAUGGCAGGGACCACAUCCAGCCCCUGGGGCCACAUCCAGCCACCAAGGGAAGCCAAUUCCCUUGGAAGAGCAUCCUCUACUUUGACACAUCUCCCUCCAUAGUGAGGCACUGGGUGUUCUCAGCACAUGGGUUUAUCCUGGCAAUGCAGGACCUGGCUGCUGGGGAUGGCAAUGGGAUGCAGCAUCUAAAUCAGGCCAACAGGUUGGGUUGUGUCCCCAGGAUGUCACCACUGCCUGGGGGCAUGGGCAGUGUGGGGGCUUGCUGGGAGCAGAGAUGGGGCUGGCAAAGUGCUAUUGCCUUCCUCUCUAUAAGGCUCCUUGGGAGCUGGGGAGAAAUCCUUCCCUUAGGACACCUUCCCUGCACCACAUGUGUGGGUUUGUACCUGGGGGCAGAGAGAAAAUGCAGUUUGCUCCGUAUCAUUAUCCUGGAUCAGCGGGAUAAAACCCGUGGCCUUGGGCAGGAUUGCUGGGAGAGGAGCACACACAGAAGCUGCUUGGGAGGAGGUAGCAAAACAGCACCAAGGCAGAUUGCCCCUGGACCCGCUCCUGCUGCAUCCUCAGCAUCAGGGCUGCCGUGGGCUUAUGGUGCUUUGCAAAGCCUCCUGGUUUCCCAAAGCAGCCGUGCUAUGAGAUUAAUCACCCUCUUUCCCCAGCCUGCAUCUCGCUGCCCUCUCCUUCCCCAGCCCCUUCGCUCCAUCGAUCAAACCUGAAAUAGCUCUGUCUUAAGCACAUCUCCUAUUCUGCUACAGUGAUGGCAGCUACCCAGUAUGCAGUGUAUCUGCUUUACCCUUGGCACAGGGUUUGCAGGGAGGAUGGGGACAUGGGGACAUUGCUGCUCCCCACCACAGGGCACAUCCCUGUUCAGAUGGGACCUGGUCAGCUCAGCCCAUGGGGUCAGCAAACCCCAGCUCCAAGCAUCCAUGGGUCCAUCAAGCAGUCUCUCCCCCAAAAUACUGUCCUGAAACACAAGUCCAGGUUCCAAGUGAUCCUCAGUCCUUUUUUCCCCAUGCUGUUGGCAUAUCCCAUCAGAUAAAUAGCAAAACAGUGUUUUCUCCCUGUUUCUGGUGUCAUUUCCUACCAUCAGAAUGGUGGUUUCACCUAAGCUGGGCUUCCCUUGCCACUGGGGCUGAGGCUAUGCUCCAUGCUGGGUCUUGUAUGAAGGAUUGGAUCCAGCACUGGCUUACUCUUGGCCAUUCCCCAGUGUGGGCAGUGUUACCAGAGAAUGGUUUUUGUUGGGGUAAGGGACUGUCAGAGAGGCCUAACAUGCACCUACUUGAUGGAGAAGAUGUGCUGGACCGCAGAUAUCAGGCAGGACCUGCAUACUGGAGCAUCCCAUCCCUUUAGCAUCCCUGUGUCUAUCUCCACUCAGGUCUUUCCCGAAUCCUGCUUUGUUUCUUUAUUAUCAUCUUUUUUCCCCAACAUGAAAAGAAGUUCAGCAGUGAAGUGUAUAUUAUUUGCACGUGUAUUUUUCUACCAAAAAGAAUUAAAAUGAAAUAAAAAAUGUCCAUAAUCCCUUCCCAGCUGUGUGAAGGAUGGGGUGAGACAGAGUGAA
This is a messenger RNA of Melopsittacus undulatus (budgerigar), 3606 nucleotides long. Its product is annotated as KIAA0513 ortholog. Lineage: Eukaryota; Metazoa; Chordata; Aves; Psittaciformes; Psittaculidae. The coding region runs from base 278 to 1483 and encodes 401 amino acids. The record is from RefSeq and is a predicted model, not a curated record. The transcript has 12 exons.